CGGCGACGGCGACGACGACGACGACGACGAUGACGCGGACGCGGACGCGGACGCGAACGGGUCCAACGCUUGCGCUUUGCGUUAGUUUGGUAGUGCGUCGGUUUGGAGGGCGCGUUGUUGGAUUGGUCGUUGGUUUUAGUGACGUAAUAGUUCAUAUCGACCAAUGAGGUUAUCCGUAGCGUCAGAGAGGUUUCGAGUAGCAAAGUCGCGGAGGAGGAGACGGAGAGAGGGCGAGUGAGCGAACGAGUGUUCGUCGGGAGGGUUAUUCCAUCCAGAGAGACACGAGAUCUUUAUUUCAGCCCUGAGAACUCUGACUGACUGAACUAAACACUUAAAAAUCUAAAUUGAAAACAUUCGUAUGUACACGUUUCGAACCGUAAUUGAUUAACGCUGGAUACGAACGAAUUAAUUUUUCAAUUAAUAUAAAAAGCGCGCGCGCGUUACGAAAAGUUUGAAAAAAAAGGAAAGAAAGAAAAAAAAAAAAAAAACUCAUCCUUUUAUUUUCCACAUUUUAUACGUGUGUAACGCAACAUGAAACAAACUUUAAACAAACCAGCGAUGUAAGAGAAAAACAUAUCUAUACACACGCACAUAACAUGCGUAAAUAUUUAUUAUAAUUGUAACAUGUCAUGAAACUUGAAGACAACGAAAGGGAAAAAAUUGAAGCGAACGUGUUCGAAAUUUAAAAAUAAUUCCAAUCUUUUUAUUUCGUGCACUUUUUCUUUCGUUUUAUUUAUUUACUUAUUUAUUUUUAUGUUCGAUUCACAAAUAACAACGACAACACCACCACCACCACCACCAACAACAACAACAACAACAACAACAACAACAACAACAACAACAACAACAUAGAAAAUUUGUGUAUGACGCUACAGAUGUUUAAUCAAGGAUUCGAUAAUCCGUGUGUGUCAUAUUAUAUGUGUUUAAAGAAAAAUUGAACAAUAAAAAAAAUUUUGGCAGUUGAAAAAUGUUGUAUCUGCAAAAUAAAAAAUAGAGUAAUCAAUUAAUCUACUAAACGAGACACAAACAACUUAGCUAGCGUUGUCAUCGGUGAAUUCUAGUCUCAUUUAUUGUCUAGUCCUUUAUUCCGAUUUUUUUUUACACGUGACAAUUCCGUUUGAUUAAUCUAAAAAAAGUAAAAGAAAUGAACUUAUACCGCGUGCUAUAAUUCACCUAAUAAUAUGUACACUGCAUCGUAAUAUCGUUAAUCAAUCACACAUAUCGCAUAUGUAAUAGUGAAUUUUUGCGGAACGAUUCAAAAGUUUCCUCUUCUUUUUCUUUACUUUUAAUGUCACGAAAUUAAAAAAUACGGUUUUGACUUUUUUGCGUUACAAUUAAUCUCUCCGAUAUAAAUAUGGACCUAUAAACAUUAUUAUUGAAUCGAAUAAUAAAUGUCAAAUCUAUACCUCAAAAGUGCAGCUGAUUGUGCAGUUUUUGUUCUCAUUAAAAAAUGUGAUAAAUUGUGAGAAUGUAUAGACGCAUACAGCGUUAUAUAUUCCGAUAUAAAGUAACGUAAACUGAAUUACAAUUAUUAUAUUUAUCUAUCUACAUAUGUGUAUCAUUCAUACGGAUUAUGAAUAACAAGUCAAUCACCUUAUCGAAUUGAUAGUCAAUCGAUCUAUGUUAUAAUAAUUAAUAAUAUUUAAUAAUAUUUAAUAAUACAGUAUAACGAUUGUACAAAGUUUUUCGAAUUCAUUUAUCGAUGAUAUCCCCGCAUCGGUGAAACCCGCGGAAAAAAACAUUCUAAUUAUCACUUUUCUUCUUAUUUAAUAAUAAUAACGCCGAUGCGGUGACUAAAAUUGUGCCAACGAUGAUUGUCGAUUUGUAUCGUUUAUUUUUAUUUAUUUUUUUCAAAUUUCCCUUCUCUUUAAAUAAAUAAAUUUCAGUGUGCAAAUAUUAAACUGCUGGCGCAACGAGAAUUUUUCGUUGGUUCGAAAAUUGAACGGGAAAAUAAAUGGCGAUAAAAUCGAGAAAACAAUUAAACAAAAAUUGAAAGAAAAAGAAACUAGAUAAAGAGAGGGAGAGAAAAAAAAAUCGUUUCAAGGAGACAAUGACAACAUCAAUUACGAGGAUAUAAUUCAAUGAUAAACUAGAAGUUUUUAACAUUCCAUCCGUACAACAACCGAUAACGGAGAUAUCCUGGUUAAGACAAGAUUGCAAACAUGGGUCGGAAAAAAAUACAAAUAUCCCGGAUCACGGAUGAACGGAAUCGUCAGGUGACCUUCAACAAGAGGAAAUUCGGCGUCAUGAAGAAAGCGUACGAGCUGUCCGUGUUGUGCGACUGUGAGAUAGCCCUUAUAAUAUUCAGUUCUAGCAACAAAUUGUAUCAGUACGCCAGCACGGAUAUGGACAAGGUACUGUUGAAGUACACGGAGUACAACGAGCCACACGAAUCGCUAACGAAUAAAAAUAUAAUCGAGGCGCUCAACAAGAAGGAGCAUAAGGGAGCGAUGUCGCCCGAGAGCCCCGAACCGGAUGCUACGGAGUACAAUCUUACGCCCAGGACCGAGGCUAAGUACAGCAAAAUCGACGAGGAAUUCCAAAUGAUGAUGCAAAGAAGUCAGCACAACGGCGCGAGAGUGAUGGGUCAGUCCAAUUACACGCUGCCGGUGUCGGUGCCGGUGAACAGUUACGGUGAAUCUCUGCUCGGGUCCAGUCCGCAGAUGGCCCACACCAGCAUUUCACCCAGGCCCUCGUCGUCUGAAACAGAUUCAGUUUAUCCACCUGGAGGGAUGCUGGAGAUGAGCAACGGGUACCCGCCCUCCGCGUCGCCCCUGGGGGGCUCGCCUAGCCCCGGACCCUCGCCCGCUCUGGGCGGCGGGGGAGGAAAAGGUUCAAAUCCAUCCAGACAUUCGCCGCAACCACCGCCACCUCCUCAUCCGCACAGAGCAAAUCUCAGAGUCGUUAUACCCACGCCACUCGCACAGUCCUUGACGGACGACAACAAUUACGACAGCGGGCAUUCGCAGUCCGCGUUAAACACGCCGGUAGUAGCGUUGCAGACGCCCUCGGUCCCCGCCGGGUAUUCCAGUUUCGGACCGACCGAUUAUUCGUCGGAUCUCGGGAGCCUGGCGUGGUCCCAUCAGAGGUACGUCGAUGACUUGUCAAUGUAUUCGGCAGCCACCAUGUCCGGCAUCAGUGGUCUUCCGCACUUGGCUGUGUCGAGUAGUACGCCACCCCCUUCGACGUCGCCCCUACCCGUGAAAAUCAAAAGCGAACCGAUCAGCCCGCCACGAGAUCCGCACGGAGGUGGGGGCCCCGGUAAUCCGGGAACGAUCCACCAUUCGAACCUCGGCGUUGGCCCGUCCUCGAGCGGCGUGGGUCCCUCGCAUCACGGUCCUCACGGUGGUGUCAACCAGUCUUUAAAUCUAGUGUCCAGCAGACCGAGCAGUAACCCACCUCCUUCCCAUUCAGGUAGCAUAACGCCGACGAAUUUACCGUCCCCCGGAGGUGGAGGGGUCGGAGAUAUCAGAUCGACGCAUCCCGGGGGAGGAGGCAGUGGGGGAAAUAGUUCAGAUUACGAAAAUGGACCGCUCAUGAAACGGCCGAGAAUCACCGAGGGGUGGGCGACUUAGUAUCUCACACCGAUUAACGAUCGAUAUUGCUUUUUUCACGCUCUGUCGUACGACGGUAUGUUAUAGUAGCUGCAAACGCUCGGGUAUGGCUGUCGUAUAAUCGUGUCCAGCUAUAACUUUCUGGGACGAGGAGAAGUCUAUUUGGAUACAUUUUUUUUCUAUUAUUUUUUUCAUCUUGUCUCCAUUGUUUCGUGGGUUUUCUUUUUUAACCUGAAUCACGGAAGGUGAAAAUAGAGGGAGGAAGAAAUGAGAUGAAGUACUUCGGUUAUUUGGUAGAGGAGGAGUUUAACCCUUGAGCAAGUUGGGUGUAAAAGUCGAUACGAGAGACGUUUACUUGUCGAUGUUGUUCGGAGUUUUUAUUUUUUGUUUCCUUUUUUUUCUAAGAGAAAAAUUUUUUUAUUAAAAAUGACGAACAGAAAAUUGUGGUGCCAUAAUGUUGAAACUUUAUAUAUAUUAUAUAUGUACGAUGGAUAUAUAUAUUAUAUUUUCAUGUAUAUAACUAAGAGGUGUUGUUUGUAUAUAUGUCAUUAGAUUCACGACGAUUAUGAUUAUGAUUAUAAUGAUAAUGAUGAUGAUGAUUAUUAUGAUGAUAACGCAGUAAGUCAAAAUUUACGCUGCUGCCCUACGUCUUUGUAUACUCUGAUAUAUAAACCUCUGUAACAAUAGGUUAUUAUAUUACCUGAAAGUAAUCAUGAUCGGAAGUAUGAUGUGUGCUUUAUCGUUAGUCGUGUGAAGGUGAUGAUGACGUUGUUAAAAAAAAAGAAAAGAAAAAAAAUAAUAAGAAGAGAAAAAUGAAUUUAAAUAAUAUUUAAUUGUAGAGAGAGAAAAAAAAACAAAGAAAAAAAACGAAAAAACCAAAAUUCACCGAUGAUAUCUACUAUUGGAGGGUAAAAUUCUUUAACGAUGUGUGUAACACGUAACGAAAAAAAUUUAUAAGAGAAAAUGUAUAACAAUUAUUAUUAUAUUAUUUUAUAUUAUACAAUA
This is a messenger RNA of Athalia rosae (coleseed sawfly), 4559 nucleotides long. It is a transcript of the gene Mef2, whose product is annotated as myocyte-specific enhancer factor 2. Bases 2163 to 3575 code for a protein of 470 amino acids. The record is from RefSeq and is a predicted model, not a curated record. Gene Ontology annotation, biological process: positive regulation of transcription by RNA polymerase II; cell differentiation. Lineage: Eukaryota; Metazoa; Arthropoda; Insecta; Hymenoptera; Athaliidae. Gene Ontology annotation, molecular function: protein dimerization activity; DNA-binding transcription factor activity, RNA polymerase II-specific; RNA polymerase II cis-regulatory region sequence-specific DNA binding. The transcript has 8 exons.